Molecule: messenger RNA, 357 nt
Organism: Meloidogyne enterolobii
Lineage: Eukaryota; Metazoa; Nematoda; Chromadorea; Rhabditida; Meloidogynidae
Source: the annotation of a GenBank genome assembly
AUGCUUGACGUAUUCCACGGAGAAUUUACUUUUAUUAAAUUUAUUUCGACUCUCGCCUUUUUCACGACAGUAGGGCUGUUCUUCUGUGGAAUCCCAAUCUGCCGUCAAAUAUGGAAAAGAAAAGACACGGACGAAAUCAGCGGUGCCCCGUUCCUUAUGGGAGUACUUGGAGGCACAUGCUGGAUUGUCUACGCUUACUUAAAAGGUGACAAUACUGUGAUGUAUGUAACCGGUACACAAAUUUUGCUCUAUUCUACUUAUACUAUAUUCUAUUGGUUUAUGUCUAAAAAGAAGGUAAAUUCUGAAAUUAUUUUUAAAUCAGAUUUAGUAAAAAAGAGUUAUAAUAAACAUAAAUAG